AAAAACUGGUUUUAAACCAAACGUUGCAAAUCAUCCGUUUUAAGUAUCCCAUUUCAGCUAUGUAGAGCAAACACUCUUAUAUUUUGGCUUUGUUUAUAAAACAGAAUAAAAGAAACGAAUACCACUAACCUCAAACACAGAUAUAGACAUAAAAUUUCCAAUAAACGUGGAAAUAUUAUACCGAUAAAAAUUUUACUCUUGUCGUUAAGAAUCACUUUUUUGUUACAUAUCUUUCAAAAUAACGUCAUGGUGUUGUUUACGAUGAAACUUUUAGUUUUAACGUAGAUUAUUUGCUCGAAAAACAAAAACAUUAACGUCUGUAAGACUGCGUUACUAUGCUGCAUUUAGUUUUAUCAUGAAUUUGAAAUGGAUUUUUUACUCAAUUCAUAUUAUUUGUUUUACGUUUAUCUCUUUCAAACGAGCAACAUCAGAGAGUUAUGAAUUACAAUUAGUUCAAAUGCUCUAUCGCCAUGGUGAUCGUGCUCCCAUAUUACUAUACCCAAAUGAUCCGAAUGAAGAGCAUGUUUGGCCGGAUGGUUUAGGAAAGUUAACACAGCUUGGCAGACAACAACAUCACAAUUUAGGACAUUUUUUCAGAACAUACUAUCAAAACUUCAUGAAUUCAGAUCCAUCGGAGAUCAACGUUCUCUCUACAGACACAGCCAGAUGCAUUGAAAGUGCCAAAUCCAAUCUUGCUACAUUCUAUCCUUUAUUUGAAGCUGUGGAAUUUAAUAAGCAAACAAGCGAACAGCAAGUACCUAUAUUUUUUAUACCCGGUAAAUUUGAUCAGUUUUUAGGUAUAAAUGUACACUGUCCUAGAUAUUUUGUUGAAGAAAUGAGAAUUUUGGACGAUGAAGGAAUAUCAUUCUAUUUCAAACACUGGAAAAUGUUCAAAUAUUACUCAAAUCACAGUGGAAGAAAAAUAACUGACUGGAAGUCGGCAUUCAUGCUUUUCGAUACUUUGUCUAUUGAAAAAAAGUAUAAUCUCAUUGUUCCUGAAUGGGCACACAAGUACUGGUCUGAAUUAGAAGAAAUAGCUGAUUCGGCAUACCACACAUGGCUGAAUACAGAUACAAUUCUGCGCCUUCGCGCAGGUCCUUUGAUCAAGUUAAUGAUUAAAAAAAUGAGACUCAAAAUUGAAGAAAGCGAACCUCACUUAAAAUUUCAAGUAUUUGCUGCUCAUGAUUCUAACAUAGCGUAUAUUUCUAAUGCAUUGAAUUUGAAUAUUCGAAAACGACCGCCCUAUUGCGCUACUCUGAUAUUUGAGUUAUACAGAAGACAGAAGGAUGCCUACUUUGUUCGAAUACUCUAUUUAAACUCAACUCAACCAGAAACAGAUAUCGGUAGUCCUCAUGUGUUAUCAUUGGAUGGAUGCGAAGAGUUUUGUCCUUUAGAAUAUUUCAUUCAAUUCACGAAACAUUUAAUUCCAGAGGACUUCUUAAGAGAAUGUGAGAUCCCUACUUCUUUACCUGAAGAUUCCAGACGAGGUAUCGAUAUGAGUAGCCAAGGUGUGAUGUUGACAGUCAUUGAAAUUGUUGCUGCCUUAAUAAUACUAACAAUGCUCUGUUUCCGAUUUAGAAAGUUCUUGGUUCGUAGGAAGAAUUUACUUAAAUAUGCAUCCUAUCAUCUCAAACUAUAGAGUGGCUGUCUUGUCAGAGUUAUUCUCAUUUUGUACAGAAACAAUGUAACUGUAACUUCAUUCUUAUUGCCAAUAAAAGAUAAAUUAAUCCAUAAAA
Molecule: messenger RNA, 1736 nt
Organism: Parasteatoda tepidariorum (common house spider)
Lineage: Eukaryota; Metazoa; Arthropoda; Arachnida; Araneae; Theridiidae
Product: prostatic acid phosphatase
Biological process (GO): dephosphorylation
Molecular function (GO): phosphatase activity
Source: RefSeq, a predicted model, not a curated record